AUGGUUAACAACCAAAACGAAAACACCAGAUACGAGCUGGCCCAGCGAGCGUUGAGAAUUUCAGCGAUCCUCACGUACUUAAAUCGAUACCAGAUAACAGUCGCAGGCUGUCUGGAAAUGCCCUUGGAGGUAUUAGAAGAACGACUGCUAGAAAUUACAAAUUACCACGAUACCCCGUGGUAUUAUCGGUUUAUUCCAUGCUGCGUCAAUAUUCAGAGACAAAACGUCAUUAAACCAAAGACAAAGAAAAGAAGCAAUGGAGGACUUUUUGGAAGAAUUCGGAAAGUCUUCAGCCGACGCUCUCAGAAAUUUAAUGAAGAUUGA
Molecule: messenger RNA, 324 nt
Organism: Magallana angulata
Lineage: Eukaryota; Metazoa; Mollusca; Bivalvia; Ostreida; Ostreidae
Exons: 5
Coding region: 1-324 (107 amino acids)
Source: RefSeq, a predicted model, not a curated record